This is a messenger RNA of Aureococcus anophagefferens, 2625 nucleotides long. RefSeq lists its product as hypothetical. Gene Ontology annotation, cellular component: nucleus; cytoplasm. Gene Ontology annotation, molecular function: protein binding. Bases 1 to 2625 code for a protein of 874 amino acids. Lineage: Eukaryota; Pelagophyceae; Pelagomonadales; Pelagomonadaceae. The transcript is spliced from 12 exons. The record is from RefSeq and is a predicted model, not a curated record.
AUGCUGGGACGCUCAUACUGGCCUAUGCUGGCUAUGCUCAGUCUGCCUUAUACUGGCUAUGCUCAUGCUAUACUAUGCUGGUGCUUCAUACUAGCAUACUCGGAUUCUAACACGUAUCCUUUGGUAAACAUGUGGGCCCAUCUUCAGGAGGUGCAGGUGGAGGAGCAGGUGGAGGUAGAGGAGCAGGUGGAGGUGGAGGAGCAGGUUGUUCCCCGAGAGCAGUUUGUUCUGAGGCUAUCUUCAGUGGGUGAAAACGUUCAGCGUCGAAUACUUCACAUAGACAGUUCAUGCGGAUGCCCAUAUGCCUAUUCCAGACUGCCCUUAGCCUGUUCUAGAGAAAACUUGAACUCUCGAGGGCCGGGCCUGGGCAGUGCUGGCGGGCACCCUUGGAGGGCUCUAUCUCGGCGCCAUGACCACCGAUUUGGAAAAUUCUUGUUGCAUCUGAAAGCCCUCGGCGUCGCCUUGGUCGCUAGGCCACUCGCUCGAAACCCGGGGGUAGGGAUCCCUACUGGAUUUCGAAUCCGUGAGCGCAAACGAACUCAUUCAAACACCAAUGGACGAUUUCAGAUUGCAAAGCCAACAAAUUGUAUCCCUAAGUUCACGUCGGAGUUGAUGCUCGAGGAUCGGAAGCCUGUCGACGACACAUUCCCCGCGAGAUGUCACUCCCCAGGAUUGCGUCGCGUCGCGCACGAGGCGCCGCAAGGGGUCGGGAAAGGGUUGCCCGCGUCCCCCGCACCCUUUUCCGCCGUGUUCGAGUUCACGGAGCGUCGGGGAUCGUUCGUCUAUAUAGUGCGGGAGUCCCAUUUGAUGCGCUCGACCAUAGAGGUCGAAGACUUUGAACUCCAAGGUCUCCGCGACACGGGCGCGCACCGCACGCGCAGCACCCGGAUCGGGUUCAACCGUCGCGCGAGGCUGCCCCUGGAUCCCGGCAACCAAUGGGACCCCGAGCACGAGCCGCGCGGCCCCAGAGCACCGGCGCGGGGGCUCUGCGCGGCCUGGGCGCGCCAUCACGAACGACUCGGCGCCGAGCAGCCCGUCCCCCGGGCGGCCCGUCGCGCUUCCAAGCCGAAGAAACGCCGGAAUAUGUCACCGUACAUGGCCACGGCCGCGCGCAGCCCGCCAGGCCUCGGACAGAAGAAUCUGAAAUCGUCUAAUGCGAGAUGCUAUGAAGAUCUCUGGUGGCAGAGGGGGCAAGCGUGGAGUCCACUAGAUCAAAAUCAGCGUCUCGACGCAUAUUACCAUUUCAGCGAGAAAUCUGCACGCCCUUAUGGUUCUACGAGGCCGAAAUAUACGCUGGGUCGGGAUUCAUCAGAGGUUUUUAUCGCAGCGGAAUCUCUGGCGACCUUACCAGAGAUUGCAGCAAUGACCAUCAAUCAGCGUGCGGAGCUCUUCAUGAUGAGAACACUUGAGGACAAGCAUCUCGAAGCAGAAGAAGUGAUACCACCCACCUCUUUAUCAGAGUCAAGGAGUGAUGAUGAGUCAUUUAGGCGAUCAAAACGGAUCGGUCAGUCGAGAAAAAAGAAAAAAUAUCGACCAUCCUCGGCCAUACAACGGAGCCCGGCGAAAGUCGUGGAAUCGAGUUCCAAGGCACCUGCGGUCAUAACCAGUCAGGAUUGUAGAUCCAGUCCUCUUCAAAAGCCAGAACCCGUUGCAGCUGAGAAUCUAGAUGAGUUGAUUACCAUGCAUACGGAUGAGCCUGGCAUCGCUGUUGAAGAGCAGCGCCUUGUUGAAUUCACUGGAACCCUAAAUAUUCAGCUCUCCACGCCGACGCCUUGGGCGAGCUUCCACGUUGUCUUGAGAUGUGCAUCCUGCAAACGAGGAUUUUUAUCAGAUGAGUAUGUCGUCCGGUUCCAGCACAAGGCUGAUAUCAAGGGCGUAAAGGAGCGCAUGCUCAAGGCAGUCAGCGGUGUUACGAUGCUGAAUAAGCUUGACAGAGGUGGUCUGCAUGAUUCUUCGACUCGAAGCUCCCAAUCAUCCCAUCCACGCGGCUCUAUAGGGCCCUCCGAUGGCACUUCAGCUCUCCUCAAGGCAGUGCGCUUGCAAAAUAUAGCACAGGUGCGAUGUCUGCUCGAACAUGGGUUUUCAUCUGAUGGUGAGGAGCCCACAGAUGGAUCUCGACCAGUGCUUACGCCCCUCGUCGCAGCUUGCAAGAUCGGCCAUGUCAUCAUCACACAGCUCCUUUUAAAUCACACAGCCUCGACGGCCCUGGCCUCUGAGGGUGGCCUCACACCACUUCACGCUGCGUGCAAUGCUCGUGCGAUUGCAUGUUGCCAAAUUCUCAUCGCCCAGGGAGCCGACGUUGAUGUUGCUGCUGAUGAUGGCAAGCGCCCACUUCACUGCGCUUGUGCGGUUGGCGCUGCAAAAUGUGCGGAAGCGCUCCUGCGCGCAGGCGCCGACGUCGAGGAGCAGACGCCCGAGGGGGAGCUACCACUACAUACUCUCUGUAUCAAUGUAGAAGCGAGUAUUCUUACACAAGCGGCCAGUCGCGCGAAAAGAGGGUUCGAGACCUCAGACUUCGCUGGUUGUGCAAAGGUUUAUAUGAGCAUACCAUGGGCGGCGAUCAAUACAGGGGACGGGGCUGCCCGUCCAUGCUCUCUUAAACUCAGAGAGCACUUUCAAAGUUAG